AUGCGACGUGACGUGCAAGAAAUAGUGAAAAUGACACCGCAGGAGAAGCAAGUGAUGAUGUUCAGCGCUACUUUGCCGAAGGAUUUGCGAGUGGUGUGCAAGAAGUUCAUGCAAGAUGUAAGAUUUUCUGGUGCACAAGCAACAGCUCCUCUCACAUUUGUACUGGAACGCCAGCUGCUGAUGGCUGCUAAAACUGCUGCUGCUCAAAAACGAUUUUUGAUCGAAAAGUUGUACUUCUGGCAGUCUAAUUGCUGUGGCGCUGCUGCUGCUGCUGCUUCCGCUGCGAAGGCUUUCUUCCCAAUGGAAGUUUAUGUGGAUGACGAAGCGAAACUGACGUUGCAUGGUCUUCAGCAACAUUACGUGAAAAUGAAAGAGACUGAAAAGAACAGGAAACUACUUGAACUGCUCGAUCAGCUCGAAUUCAACCAAGUGAGUUUCUCUUUCCUGCAUUUGUUUGGCCCCCUUAGCUUCCCCUGUUGA
Messenger RNA from Gongylonema pulchrum, 480 nucleotides. Lineage: Eukaryota; Metazoa; Nematoda; Chromadorea; Rhabditida; Gongylonematidae. The record is from the annotation of a GenBank genome assembly.